Molecule: messenger RNA, 423 nt
Organism: Benincasa hispida (wax gourd)
Lineage: Eukaryota; Viridiplantae; Streptophyta; Magnoliopsida; Cucurbitales; Cucurbitaceae
Source: RefSeq, a predicted model, not a curated record
AUGGGAAGAGAGAUCCUACAACCUUGUUCGAGGGAAAGGAAGGUGAGAGACGAUGAACAUAGUAUCUCUAAGGUUGAAGAGGAAGCUAUUGAUAUUUUGGGUGCACAUCCUUGUAUUUCAUUGGUUACUUCUGAUCCAAAGACGAAAUCUAGAGUCAUUUUUGUACUUGAGAAGGCAUCUUUGACACUUGCCUUUUUAUUAUUGUUGUGUAUGUUUCUUCAAAAUUACCAUAUUUUGAAUCAAGAAAAACAAGUUGAAUUCUUGCAGAGAAAGAGAAUGGACUCAUACAAGUAUAAACCUGAUAUAGUUCAUGUGGCUCUUGUUCAUAUCAUGUAUUCUCGAAUCUGUAUGGCCGGUUUAGUUCAAGCAGUCUUUAUAAGAACUGAUGAAGGAGUUCUCAUCAAAGUUUUACAACCACCGUAA